Racocetra persica is the source of this 1040-nucleotide messenger RNA. The record is from the annotation of a GenBank genome assembly. NCBI's taxonomy places the organism in Eukaryota, Fungi, Glomeromycota, Glomeromycetes, Diversisporales, Gigasporaceae.
CUUCAGCUUCACCUCAAAAAAAACGGAGACUUUCGACUUCGCCAGCCGAUGAUCGACGAGUCAACGUCAAUGAAUCCCUCAAAAAGGUCAAACAAGACAAUCCUACUGGAACAGGAAGUUCCUCGAGUAUAGCUAAAUCAGAAUCAAUUUCUCCAAAGAUACCAACUUCGUCCCCAGCUCAGCAAGGCAAAACUAACGUCCCUACAGUUCGUAUUAGUGCACCUAUAAACACACAACAUCCAUUAAGUCAAAGCUCAACGUCCACUUCAGCGACAUCACCCUCCGCCAAUAUUGAUAAAGAAAAAUUAUCAAUACCGACCGCACAGACUUCAACUUCUACAAAAGGGAAGGCGAAUACUAGCGCUCAAACGCAAUCCAUUUCCUCAUCAACUCAACAAUCGCAACAAUCACAACAGAUUCAAUGUUCUAUAAACCAAGAGUCCACACAGGAUUUAUUGAUUAGAUUAACAAAGAAAGAAGAAGAAAUUCAAAACUUACUGGGUGAACUUCAAAACCUUUCGCAAACAUUAACGCCGGAUUUUACAUUUGAUCAAUCAUUUCGAAAAAAAUUUCUUGACCCAGCAAUUAAUCUUUUAUUUCGUAAUAUGAAAAAAGAAUUGGAAGAUAAAGAUAAAACAAUUGAAUCAUUACAACAUGAAUUAGAAGGCGUUAAGUUUACACCGAAUAGUAUUACUGGUAAAAAACUUGUUUCAAAACUACGAGCAUUGCAAGAUGAAAAUGAGGAAUUAGGGCGGCAACUCCGCCAGGGACGUGUAGAGCAAUAUGAAGUUGAAAUAGCUUUACAGAGAAAGAUGAUUUACGAAUUGAAACAGGGUCUUGAAGAAUCCGAUAAUCAACUUAUAUCUAUGGACAAUGAAAUGGAACGUCUUCAAGACCUUGUAUUCAAAUUAAGAGCAAAAGUUAAACUUUAUGAAGAUAAGUUCGGUCCUCUAGACACUUCUCCAGCAGAUGUCUCUAAGCCAGAUGUUGUUAACGAGAAAGCCGAAUCUACAAAAGUAGAACAAAAAGUCGAUAUAUAG